AUGUCGUUUACUUCUGUCCAAAAUGGGCGUGUCACGGACUCACGCUCGUUAACUCCAAUUCGCAGUGCACCACCAGUCAAAGAAAAGGAACCACCAGAUCCAAAUAAGGCGGAUCCACGCCUAACUAUCAAUCGUGCUCUCAUCUAUGAGCGCCAACUGCCCGGUGAUGCUUAUAUCACCGCACAUGUCCAACGACUUCAGCAUGGCUAUUACUCCAGCGACACCGUCUCAGAUGAGGAUGCUGAACACGUGGAUUUUCUCGCCAUUGCAUUCACCUUUCAUUCGCCGCACACUACCACGCACCGCAUCAAGUCCGCCACGAUUAGUGUAUCAGUUCAUGGGAACCGUGAUCUUUCAAGUUCAAAGUCAUACCCUUAUGGACAUCCACCCGGUAAUCCACGCUUCCUUAUGCAUGCGCCGCAUCUGAUCUAUGGCAGUGUUUCCCCGGAGACCAUGGAGUGGACAUUCAGUCUGGCUGGAUCCCUUGGAAUCUCGGAGAUGCCCGUUAGUGCAAGCGUCAUUUCCUCGGGGAGCCUCAAUGGCCGGUACAAGCGCUAUGAGAUGAUGCGUAUCCAAGGUUCUGCGCGUACUUUGAAGAACCCAGCUGGCCGCGAAUUCGACGUCGAAGCUGGCAAAAUCGUUUGGUCCAUGGAAGAGAACAAUGUCCAGCGGUCCGGUCUACCACGAGAGUUUACCUUUGUCAUGUUAGUUCAAAAGCCCUCGGCAAAUAGCAAAAUUUCCCUGUCGAUCGAUGUCGACCCCGUCAUCGACGCGAUGAUUGGCAGUUACCCAUCAUUGCUGCUGAAACUGCCCGAGUACCAACCUUUGAAACGCCGGGGCGUCAAUUUCCAACAAGAAGUCGGACAGCGGUUUGAGCCCGUGAACCCGGUGCGCGGGUUCAACUUUGCAGAACUCGGGAGCAUGUUCGAUGAGUACAUCGCCAUGCCGGGAAGGAAGUUCAGUCGUCAGAUCCAAAUCCCAGCCGAGACCGGCAUCCCUGAGGAUCACUUCCAGGGCACCUACCCAGGACAGUACGGGUCUCUUAAUCCAAUCCCGUACCAGCAACAACUGCAGAACAGUCUCUCCCUGCAGAACAGCCUCCUUCAGACGACCCUACAAAACCUCUGGACCAUCCAGCCGAGGAGGGAAGAAACCCAUUCCCGCCCGCAGCAAGUGUCCUCCCAGACCCAAAACCAAAACCAAAGCCAAAGCCACUACUCCCCCAAAACACCUCAUCCCCACCCUCACCCUCACCCUCACUCAGCACCAACAACCCCCUCCAGAAUCCCCCCAACAGCCGCCAUAAGCAUUCCUCUGAACCUCCACCUCCACCUCGACCCCGCCACCACCACACACCUCACCAACCUGGCACAUAUAAGACAGGCUCCCUCCCCUCUGUCCCCUCGCCGCACACCAAGCCUACGGCGCACGCAAGCACGGGAAUUCCCCAGUACACACGUGGCGAGCGGGACAUCAAACACCUCCACAACCUCCUCGCCAAGCCUAACAGAGUCGAUUGUCCCGCAUACGGACGCGCGUCCGCAGCAGCGGAGCCACACCCUUUCGGAGAUCGCGGAGGGGGAUGGCCCUGACGCUGGUCCUGAUGAGGAGGAGGAAGAUCGUGCGUUGCUUCAUCUAUCGAAGAAGCCGGUUCACACGCCUGGGACUCCCAGACGCGUUGCGAGACGGGAUCCGGUUGGUGGUGCUCGUGGUCAUCGGAGAGGUAUGAGUGGUGUUAACUCGAAGACCCAGGCUGCAGUAUCUCGCUCAAUUCCCAGAAGCUGA
Molecule: messenger RNA, 1785 nt
Organism: Penicillium mononematosum
Lineage: Eukaryota; Fungi; Ascomycota; Eurotiomycetes; Eurotiales; Aspergillaceae
Exons: 2
Coding region: 1-1785 (594 amino acids)
Source: RefSeq, a predicted model, not a curated record